GCCCGGCGCCGGGGCUGCUCGGCUGCCGCUGCCCGCGCUGCCCGCGCCUGGCGCCCGCCGGGCCGGAGCGGGGCCCCCUCAGCCGAGCGGGGCGGGCGCGGAGCGGCGGCGGCGGCUGAGGCGCGUCCCGGAGGGAUGUCGGGGACCCGCUGCCAGGCGCUGUACCCCUUCUCCGGGGAGCGGCACCGGCAGGGGCUGCGCUUCGCGGCGGGUGAGCUGAUCACGGUGCUGCAGGUGCCAGACGGCGGCUGGUGGGAAGGGCAGAAGGAGGACGGGCUGCGCGGCUGGUUCCCGGCCAGCUACGUCCAGCUGCUGGAGCAGAAACCACGAAAGGCAACUCCUCAGCCAGGAGAGGACACCUUGAAUGGCCACCUUCCCCCUGGCUGGCAGAGCUACAUGUCUCCCCAGGGUCGCAGGUACUACGUGAACACCUUCACAAAUGAAACGACGUGGGAGCGGCCGAGCAGCGUGCCUGGCACUCCCAAGAGCCCUGUGUCACAGAAGAGUUCUGCAGUGAAUGGCUACUACAUCUCUGGGUCCCCAGUACACCAGCUCGACUCAGGUCACAUGAGCCUCCGAAAACCCAGUGGGGACCCCCAGAGCCCGGGCUCCCCGGCGGCGCCGCGGCGGCAGAGCAAGGAGAGCAGCCUGACGAUCAACUGUGUGACUUUCCCCCACCCUGACGUAAUGCCAGAGCAGCAGUUGCUGAAACCUUCAGAGUGGAGCUACUGUGAUUAUUUCUGGGCAGAUAAGAAGGACUCACAAGGGAACAACACAGUGUCGGGAUUUGAAAUUCUUCUUCAAAAGCAACUUAAAGGGAAACAAAUGCAGAAAGAAAUGGCAGAGUUUGUUCGAGAAAGGAUAAAGAUUGAGGAGGAAUAUGCUAAGAACCUGUCCAAACUGUCUCAGAAUUCCUUGGCUGCUCAGGAAGAAGGCACACUGGGAGAAGCUUGGGCUCAGCUCAAGAAGAGUUUAGCUGAUGAAGCAGAGGUUCAUCUCAAAUUUUCUUCUAAGCUCCAGAGCGAGGUGGAGAAACCCCUGCUGAACUUCAGAGAGAACUUCAAGAAGGACAUGAAGAAGUGUGACCACCACAUCGCGGACUUGCGGAAGCACCUGGCCAGCCGCUACACGGCCGUUGAAAAGGCCCGGAAAGCCUUGACAGAGAGGCAGAAGGAUCUGGAAAUGAAAACACAGCAGCUAGAGGUGAAACUCAGCAACAAGACAGAAGAGGAAAUCAAGAAGGCCAGACGGAAGUCCACCCAGGCAGGGGAUGACCUGAUGCGCUGUGUGGAUCUUUACAAUCAAGCCCAGUCCAAGUGGUUUGAGGAGAUGGUGACCACCACUCUGGAGCUUGAGAGACUAGAAGUUGAAAGGGUGGAGAUGAUUCGGCAGCAUCUGUGCCAGUACACACAGCUGCGGCACGAGACAGACAUGUUCAACCAAAGUACAGUAGAACUUGUGGAUCAGUUGCUUCGGAAAGUGGAUCCUGCCAAAGACAGGGAACUGUGGGUAAAAGAACACAAAACUGGAGAUAUCCGACCUGUGGACAUGGAAAUAUAGACUGAUCUGUGGUUGGAUGUGAUGAGUCCACUGAAUUAAGCAGGCUAACGUUUGUUUUUAAGGGUCAGAAGAGCAUAGGGAAAAGGUUGUUUCACUACCAGACAGACACCUUGUAAUUUAUGCCUGUAUGGGCUAUCUCUGUUCCAUUUAGUCAUUACAAUGGUCCUCGUUGUGCUAAGCCUUAAGCACCAGACAUUCCAGGGUGAAAAAAACAGAUGUGUGCUUCCCACCUGAGGUUCCCAAUUGCACGCAGCUUCCAGGAGAAAUCUGCUUCCUGGCACAGAAAGUGCCCUGUUCUUCAGUGACUUUGUGCUCCACCCCUUGCAUGACUAUCUCUAUAGAGUAUGUUAGAACAACCAGGCAGAGAGCCUCUGGCCAGCAAGGAGAUAACUGAAUAUGAUGCAGGAGGCAAGGAAGUCCUGAUCAUGAAUCCCAGCUCUGUCACUGACUGCUCUCAUGGCCAUAGGCAAGUCAAUUAACUUUCGUGGCUCCCCCGUUUAUAAAAUCUGUGUAUCCUGCAGCAAUGUUGUGUGGAUGCAUUGCUUUCAUAUAACACUGUCUUUCACCAUGGCAGUGAAGUGAUGGCCCUUCUCCCAAAAUCUAUGGAGAAGAUUCCUGUUCUUCCUGUUUUAUACUCCCUCUCAGGGAUACAUAAACCCAUUUUCAUGAUUUCUGUUGUCGGCCAGUUGAUAAGUUUGAAAGUGUUACCAUCACAAUUUUUUAUCAGGAAAGACUUGGUUGUACUAUACCUACCUCAUUAGCUGUCAGAGUGCCCUCAAUGACAGAAGGAGGUCGUAUCCCAAGGAAUAAAUUAGAUGUUUAAAAU
Molecule: messenger RNA, 2386 nt
Organism: Pyrgilauda ruficollis (rufous-necked snowfinch)
Lineage: Eukaryota; Metazoa; Chordata; Aves; Passeriformes; Passeridae
Gene: GAS7
Product: growth arrest specific 7
Exons: 14
Coding region: 136-1560 (474 amino acids)
Biological process (GO): actin filament polymerization; neuron projection morphogenesis
Cellular component (GO): cytoplasm; plasma membrane; actin filament
Molecular function (GO): actin filament binding
Source: RefSeq, a predicted model, not a curated record